CAAUAAAAAGGCGAGGGAGCAGGCACAUCGGCAGAGCCCUAUGAGGAGGACAUCCCCACGUACGACAGCUGUCUGUCUGCUGCAGAGAUGGUGCAAGUGACUCCCUUCCUCCUGGUGCUCAGCGUGGCCCUGGUGGCUCCGGGCUUCUCUGCAAGAAAGUGCCCGCUGGAAGGGAGCUGGAGGAACAAGGAGGGCCACAUUCUGAAGAUCUGGUCUGUGGAUGAUCCCACAUGCGAAUGUGAUGGCUACUACAGAAGAAAUGGGAGAUAUGAGCUGAAAGAACGCUGGCUCUACUGGGAGGAUAACACAAUAAUCUUUGGCUUCACUGUCUACUGGUCAUCAGACUUCAGGACCACCUUCAUGAGCUGGUACAGGAAUGAAGGUGGGAAGAAGAGUUUGCAGACCAACUGGUAUGAGGAGAUACGUGUCUGUGACAACACUUGGAAAAUCAUCAGAAGAGGCACCUAUACUUUCACCCGCCUGGACUCAUGCCCAGUGAGCGGCAUUGUGGGAGAUUCCAACACUGACGGAAGCACCUGGGAUGCAGAGCCCCUCUCCUGCAUCAAUAUGGGCCAGCACUCACAGAAGACGCGUAGCAGUGCAGGGGAUUUCAAGGCUGAUGGAAAUGCCUGGGAGGCAGACCCCAUUUCGGGCUCCACCCCAUGCUUCUAAUAUGCAGACCCAAUCUCCUGCUCCACCACGUGCUUCUAAUAUGCAGACAUUCACUCCUGCUCCACCACCUGCUUCUAAUAUGCACACCCCAUCUCCUGCCCCACUAUCUGCUUCUGAUAAUAAAGCUUUGCUGCAAACACCAA
Molecule: messenger RNA, 815 nt
Organism: Columba livia (rock pigeon)
Lineage: Eukaryota; Metazoa; Chordata; Aves; Columbiformes; Columbidae
Product: avidin-like
Exons: 4
Coding region: 88-672 (194 amino acids)
Molecular function (GO): biotin binding
Source: RefSeq, a predicted model, not a curated record